Molecule: messenger RNA, 1623 nt
Organism: Penicillium brevicompactum
Lineage: Eukaryota; Fungi; Ascomycota; Eurotiomycetes; Eurotiales; Aspergillaceae
Product: Major facilitator superfamily domain general substrate transporter
Exons: 3
Coding region: 1-1623 (540 amino acids)
Biological process (GO): transmembrane transport
Molecular function (GO): transmembrane transporter activity
Source: RefSeq, a predicted model, not a curated record
AUGUCGAUUCCAGAAAAAGACGAGAGUGCAUUGUCACUAAGCCCUCAUCCUCGCAGCAACAUCCCCGACUGGAGAUGGAAGGGAACUCUCGCAGUCCUCAUUUUGACAACCCUCAUCAAUGGCUAUGAUGUGAGUAACGUGGCCAACAUCCAGCCUGCCCUCUACGAGGCCUUCGGCAACAUUGCGCUUCUGCCAUGGAUCAGCCUGUCCUUCAGCCUCGCCGUGUUUGCUGUCCUAUCCUUCUCCCGGAAGAUCCUGUAUUGCUUCGACAUCAAAUGGAUAUAUAUCGCCAACCUUGUGAUCUUCAUGGCUGGUGCUGCUGUGGCUGGGGCGGCCCCCAAUCUACCUGCGGUCAUUGUUGGACGGGUAGUUAUGGGUGUCGGUGGUGCUGUUGUUUACCAAAGCAACUUGACAUUUGUCGCCGUCUUUGCCACGCCUGAUGAAACACCUCGUCUAUUCGGUCUUCUGAGCGCCAUAUGGGCCGUGGGCCUCGUCAUUGGAGGUCCUAUUGGGUCCGCUCUCGCCUCAAACAGACACACCACCUGGCGAUGGGCUUUCUACUUGAACCUACCCUGGGUGGGUCUCAGUCUUGCCCUCGCCGUUCUUUGCCUUCCCCGCAAAUACCUAGGGCCAGACACUUCGCUGGUCUCUCGAUUGAUGGCGAUUGACCCCAUCGGUAUUGCGUUCAACAUGGCAGCCCCAGUACUGUUUGCUCUCGCAUUAGAGUUCUCCGGUUCUGUAUGGGACUGGGGCUCUGGUGCGUCUAUCGCGACCUGGGUGGUUUUUGGUGUGGUCUUGGUUGGAUGGAUCGUCCAACAAUGCUGGUGCAUUGGCACGACUUCUGAGCAACGAGCCGUCCCCCUUCACUUGCUCAGUCGGGUUGAUCUCCUUCCGCUUUGGAUCGCGUCUGGCUGUGCCGGCGCAUCGUACGCCAUCACACUCUACUACACGCCGCUCUUCUUUGCGUUCGCUCGCAGCCACAGCGCCAUGGAGCAGACCGUCCGUCUUCUUCCUUUUGUUCUGGUCUUCAUCGCCGUGGUCAUCCUCGUCGGUGGGUUACUCCCCAUUUUUGGCCGCUACAACCUGAUCUACAUCGCUGCGGGAAUUGCAACCGUCGCGGGAGCCGGCGCUAUUGCCAGCACACUGAGUCCCCGUGUUUCUGAGUCCCAGGUGUUAGGCCUGGAAGCGCUCAUUGGCGUUGGUCUUGGCUGUUCGUUUCAGCACGGGGUCGGUGUCGCGAAUGUGAUAAACAAGACCCCGCGCGACCGCGUCGACAGCGCGGUCAUGUUCAACAUGGCACAGAUGGGCGGCAUUGCAAUUGCUCUAGCGGUUGCGGGUUCGAUUUUCCAAAAUGUGGGAUAUAGCCUGCUGAUGGACGCCAUUGGGGAUAACGGGUACUCGGAGAAAGACCUGCGUGAGGCGCUCGCCGGGGUAUCGUCAGCAGUGUGGCAGUCCGGCAAUCCAGAGAUUUUUUCUCGCGGGAUUGAUGCCGUGGCCACGGUGAUUGGGCGGGAAUUUUAUUUAGUGGUAGCCGGUGGUGCCAUCUGUUUCUUCUGCGGGUUGGUGAUGAGAUGGGAGAAAUUGGACUAUGGCAGGCAUAAGAGCAAGGGUGUCGAAAAGUGA